Branchiostoma floridae (Florida lancelet) is the source of this 1898-nucleotide messenger RNA. RefSeq names its product neuronal acetylcholine receptor subunit alpha-6-like. The coding region runs from base 490 to 1851 and encodes 453 amino acids. Gene Ontology annotation, cellular component: synapse; acetylcholine-gated channel complex; neuron projection. Gene Ontology annotation, biological process: signal transduction; monoatomic ion transmembrane transport; synaptic transmission, cholinergic. NCBI's taxonomy places the organism in Eukaryota, Metazoa, Chordata, Leptocardii, Amphioxiformes, Branchiostomatidae. The transcript has 12 exons. The record is from RefSeq and is a predicted model, not a curated record. Gene Ontology annotation, molecular function: acetylcholine receptor activity; acetylcholine binding; extracellular ligand-gated monoatomic ion channel activity.
UAUUCAGCCUGUCGGCCAAACUUGUUUCCCCUAUGUACAGCUUCUUCAGUUGCUAGAGGCUAAAUGCUUAUCAUACUAUCUUAAGCCACCGCAAGAUGUGCUUUGAGAUUUAUCUCCUCCGUGCCGACGCCCUUCUGAAGGAAAGCGUGAUGAAUCGACGUCUUGGGGGGACGUGGAGGUCGUUGCCAUGGAAACCGAGGCGUCCGCCCGAGCACCCCUGGCCGUCUCACGAAAAACAUCAAAAUGACCACUUGUGUGUAAAAACUGGCCGGCUACCAAAACACACACCCGGCAUAGCUCAGAUUGUAGGACGUCAUCCCUACGAGCGCCUUUAAGGAAGCCGUCCCGUCUUAAGGACGUCCAGACAUCUAGGAGGAGCAGCAGGCAUCAGACGUGCCAAGAACGUCUUAAGCGGAUUAGGAGAUAUAGAAGAGCAGCAACACGUCGUGAUCAGGUUGUGGAGUGGCGGAGUUGUUGAACAGAGGCAAGAUGAAAUUGUGCCCUGUAAUUGGUCUGGUGUUCCUGUCAACACUACACACAGCCACAUGGGCCUAUCGGUCGGAGGAACGGUUACUGGACGCCCUUUUGUCCGGUCUGCACAGAGACGUGAUUCCCAUGGUGGAUAACAGGACCGCAGUGGUGGUGGACGUCUCUAUGACUGUAGCCAGCAUUCUGGCAGUGGAUGACAAGAACCAAGAACUGAAGACGUUGAGCUGGCUGCAAAUGAGUUGGAAGGAAUGCUGUCUCAGUUGGAAAGACUACCGUCUGAGGUGGAAUCCGGGGCAGUACGACAACAUCAGGAAGAUCAACAUCCCGUCUGACCAGCUGUGGAGACCGGACCUGCUGCCAUACAACUCGCGCACCCUUGACAGCGGUCUUGACCUGACGGUAGAUGCGAUCGUGAGCUCGGACGGCGAAGUGACGUUCAUCCCGAAGUGGCUGACGCAGACCUCGUGCGCGUUUGACGCCACCUACUACCCCUUCGACGAGCAGACGUGCGACCUGAAAGUGGGGUCAUGGACCCACCAUAACCGGGAAAUAGACCUCCGCCUUGGUCUAGAGUCUAUUUCGCUUGAACCAUUCGUUGAGGAUUCGACCUGGCAGAUCAAGAAGACCCAAGCGACGAGGCACGUGAUGAAGUAUGAAUGCUGCCCGGAAGCUUACGUGCACAUUCUGUUCUCCGUCAGCUUCAGUCGCUCGCCGAGCUCGCUGCUCACAUUCAACCUCAUCGCGCCAACGGUGCUUUUCCUGGCGGCCGCCGUGCUGGGGUUCUACCUGCCCUCCGACACGGGCAGCCGGACUCUGCUGGGGGUCGUAUCUCUGCUGGGGGUCACGCUGGUCUCCCUGCUCAACUACGGGCACUUCCCUCUCAGCGGCCAUGGAACGACGCCUAUCAUUGGCCAGUUCUACGCCCUUGCCGUGAUCCUGGUGGGGCUGUUCACGGUGGUGACCAUCGGACUGUGGGGCAUCCACCACCACGCGGCGGACCUCAGCCCCGUACCUGGCUGGCUGAAGGCGGCCUUGUCCGUCCUAACCAGGGUCUGCUGCAUCCGCUACCCGGCAGCGGCCUCCGACAAGGAUGGGGCUCCACUGGGUUCCAUCGCGACCGGAGACGGUCCAGCUGAGGGCGGCGCCGCCUCCACCGUUACUGAGAUCAAGAAGCUGAAGUGCAUGCAGGACAUUCUGCAGAACGUGCACGCCAUCGCCCAGACCGUUGACGAGCAGUCCAGGAACACCGCCAACCAGCGGGACUGGAAGAACGUGGCGCUGGUCAUCGACCGCAUCCUGCUGACGGCCUUCAUCCUGACCGCGCUCAUCGGCACCCUCGCCAUCCUGCUGCAGCUGGCCUGAACCGGUCGGAUCUGGUCUGAACCGGUGGGCUCUGGUUUGAACCGGCC